This is a messenger RNA of Brassica napus (rape), 1702 nucleotides long. RefSeq names its product mitogen-activated protein kinase kinase kinase 17-like. Gene Ontology annotation, molecular function: protein kinase activity; ATP binding. NCBI's taxonomy places the organism in Eukaryota, Viridiplantae, Streptophyta, Magnoliopsida, Brassicales, Brassicaceae. The record is from RefSeq and is a predicted model, not a curated record. The coding region runs from base 1 to 873 and encodes 290 amino acids. Gene Ontology annotation, biological process: protein phosphorylation. The transcript has a single exon.
AUGUCAUAUGGUUCGUGGUUUUUAGACGAGACUCCAUUACCAAAACUAGGCUUUCUCGGCCAAGGCAACAAUGGCUAUGUCACCCUGGUUCGAAACAACGAUGGACUACUCAUGGCUAAGAAAACAUCUUUCCUCAAAUACUCAGAGGAUCUCGAGAAAGAAGUAAGGAUCAUGGAUCGCUUCUUUUCAAUCAAUUUCAACACCGUGAGAGCCACGAGCCCUGCAGUUUCCUACGAAACCAUGCCAUUCAACGUGAAAGUCUGUUCCAUUCACAUGGAAGUCGCACCACAUGGUUCACUCAAAGACAUGCUAACCAAAGCCGGUGGGACAUUACCGGAGAACGUCAUCGGUUAUUGCAUUUUCCAGGUUCUUGAAGGGCUCAGGGAUCUUCACCAACACGGUUAUGUCCAUUGUGAUCUCAAGCCAGAGAACAUACUCAUCUUCCCGAGCUAUGCUCAUGAAGAUCUUUGCGAGCUCAAACUUGGUGACUUCGGUUCGGCUAAGGAACCCAAUGGACCUGAUCCAGUGAAUGGGUCUUUGUUCGAGGACAAUCCGGAGUAUUUGGCUCCUGAGGCAGUCGGGCCACGUGGAGUGAUCUCAUCGGCGGUUGAUAUCUGGUCCUUAGGUACCAUGGUGAUGGAAAUGAUGGGGGUUACUAUAAGAGGAAGGAGUGAUUACGUGCCGAGGACUCUAUCGCAGAUGACUUGGGACUUUGUGAGGAGAUGUAGAGAGCGCAAUCCGGAGGCUAGAGCCACCGCGGAGGAGCUCAUGAGUCAUUCUUUUGUUAACCAAAGUCUUGAGGUUCCACCGCUUGAGCUGCUUCCAGUUCCUUCUUGCUUAAGUAAUGGGGUGGUUCAAGGAAGGCUUUUCUAGAGGAUGUAUGCUGGAAUGUGAUGAAGAGUGCUGUAAGAUCGAUGGUGGAGAUGAGCUGGAAAGGAAUGGCUUUGAUUUUCGUUAGUGUCAAGUUAUUGUUGUUUAAAAGAAUAAAUUAUUGUCGUUUAAUUUGCAUUUCAUUUUGUUUCUUGUGAUUAAAAAAAAAAAGCAUUUUGUUUCUUAUUAAUAUAAAGGUAAACUAUGUUCUUAUAGCAUUGUGAUCCGUGUUUUGAAUCAAUAUAUUGUUGUGUUCUUAUAACAAACGUCCAAGACAUGGACAUUUUAUUACAAUAUAGCGGAACACUUUCUAAACCGUUGGUAAUCAUCACACCUUCCAGGUUUCAACAUAUCUCAUCAGAUGAUGAAAAUUGUUUUAUACAUAAAGGAUUAUAAAUAGCGAGUUGAGAUGAAAAGAACUGUGUUAGGAAAAAUUAUACUACUCAAAUAAAAUUGCGGUAGGUUUGUAAAUCUAUAUUAUAAUAUAUCAGUUUUUGCUCACUCCUCAGCGCGCCACGUCAUCGUUUUGUGGACCACACUUUUAAAAAGUGUGAAAAAGUGUCAAGCCUAUGGCUCGAACCCGGGUUAUUGAGAUAUAAACACCAACAUUUAUACCACUCAGCUAACUGAUACCUUUGUACAUUGAUGGCCGAACCUAAUAUAUAUUUAUAAAGGUCGGAAGCUCUUGCCCCUCGGCUUCCUUUGAGGGUCUUGAAUCUUUGUGACACGUCAGCAACUCCUUUAUGUUUGUGGGUCCCACAUUUACAUAAAGUCUCUCCGAUAUUUUAGAUUUCCUGAGAUAUGGUUGAGACGAGACGUAGCUCUUCGCUUC